This is a messenger RNA of Vicugna pacos (alpaca), 5582 nucleotides long. Lineage: Eukaryota; Metazoa; Chordata; Mammalia; Artiodactyla; Camelidae. The record is from RefSeq and is a predicted model, not a curated record.
GGAGACCCUGGAGCUGCGCGUCCGCGAGGGGCUCCGGAGUCCACGGGGAGGUCCCGGGGCUGCAAGUCCGCGAGGGUUUUCUGAGGUCCAUGAUUCUGGCGCCUGUUCUGGACCACACGCCUGUGGUUUUGGUAAUUUAACAGGCCAAACCUGGGGAGCACGGGAAUUUGAGGGGCCGGCACCCCACCUGCCCAGUCCGGCCAGGGACCUGACCCCAUGCUGCAGGAACGGCUCACCCAAGUUCAGACACCCCAGUGAUGCACCAUGCCCAUUGUCGACAAGUUGAAGGAGGCCCUGAAGCCUGGCCGCAAGGACUCGGCUGACGAGGGGGAGCUGGGGAAGCUUCUGGCCUCCUCUGCCAAGAAGGUCCUUCUACAGAAGCUCGAGUUCGAGCCGGCCAGCAAGAGUUUCUCCUACCAGCUGGAGUCCCUGAAGAGCAAAUAUGUGCUGCUGAAUCCCAGGACCGAGGGGGCCGGCUGCCACAGGAGUGGGGAUGAGCCGCCAGCCAGGAGACAGGGUACAGACGCUUCGUGCGCUGGAGAAAGGGCCUCCCUGGACUCAGACUGGUGGGGCUGGAGCUGUGUCGCGGUGAGCGCCUGCCAGUGGAGGGAACGGUUCCCAGGUGCCAUCGGGCAGGCAAGGCUCAGGCCUGGCUGGCGUCCCUCAGCCCCUCACAUCCGGCUGCCCUUCCAGCCCGGGCUCCCCUCCUCUGUGCUGGAGGUGCGGGUCACCACCUGCUCUAAAGUGACCGCCUCAUCUGUGCCUAUAGGUCACCAGGGCAGCUUCUGUAUGCUGUGUGUCAUGCAAAACCACAUCAUCCAAGCCUUCGCCAACAGCGGCAACGCCAUCAAGCCCGUGUCCUUCAUCCGGGACCUGAGAAAGAUCGCCCGGCACUUCCGCUUCGGGAACCAGGAGGACGCCCACGAGUUCCUGCGCUACACCAUCGACGCCAUGCAGAAAGCCUGCCUGAGCGGCUGCGCCAAGUUGGAUCGUCAGACGCAGGCUACUACUUUGGUCCAUCAGAUUUUUGGAGGCUAUCUUCGAUCAAGGGUGAAGUGCUCCGUGUGCAAGAGCGUCUCCGACACCUACGACCCGUACUUGGACGUGGCGCUGGAGAUCCGGCAAGCUGCGAAUAUCGUGCGUGCUCUGGAACUCUUCGUGAAGCCAGAUGUCCUGAGUGGAGAGAACGCCUAUAUGUGUGCAAAAUGCAAGAAGAAGGUUCCAGCCAGCAAGCGUUUCACCAUCCACAGGGCGUCCAACGUCCUCACGCUCUCCCUCAAGCGCUUCGCCAACUUCAGUGGAGGGAAGAUCACCAAGGAUGUCGGCUACCCGGAAUUCCUGAACAUCCGUCCGUACAUGUCCCAGAGUAAUGGCGAGCCUGUCACGUACGGGCUGUACGCUGUCCUGGUCCACUCGGGCUACAGCUGCCACGCCGGGCACUACUACUGCUACGUGAAGGCAAGCAACGGACAGUGGUACCAGAUGAACGACUCCUUGGUCCAUUCCAGCAACAUCAAGGUGGUUCUGAACCAGCAGGCCUACGUGCUCUUCUAUCUGCGGCUCCCAGGCUCCAAGAAGAGGCCUGAGGGCUCCAUCUCCAGGACAGCCUGCUCCGUCCCCGGUCGCCCCGGUGUGGUUCCAGACCACGUCAGGAAGAGCAUCGCCAACGGGGCCACGUCCUCCCCACUGGCCGGAAAGAGACCAGACCCUGUGACGAUGAAAAAGCUGCAGACCCCCGAAGAGGUUGGGGUGGCCAUUGCCAGGAACGGCUCCGUGUUGGGGCUGAAGUCUCAGAAUGGACAUGCUCCUCCCAAGCUGCCCUCGGGGUCCCCUUCCCCCAAACUCUCCAAAACACCCACGCACACGCCCACCCUCCUGGAGGAGCCUGGAAAGAAGGUCAAGAAGUCCGCCACCCUGCAGCCCUUCUCCCCAUCCCCCAAGACGGCUCAGGGGCUCCACAGGACCGGCGACCCGAGCGGCAGCCGGUGUGCGAGCCGCGGGCAGAGCCCCUGGGACAGCAGGGCUGCCCCCGUCUCUACCUCAGCCCGGGCCCCGGCCGCGGGCCCCGCGGAUGGGCCCGAGGCAGGCGGCCAGGGCUCCGCCGCUGACGGCUGGGCUUCUGGCACUUCCAGCCCCGAGUCCUCUCCACUCCGUGAUGCUCAGGGAACCGACUCUGCCGCUGCCGGCCCGUCCAAGACGCCGCCGCCCCAGGAGGACACCAAGGGGACGAAGCCCAGGGUCCCUGUCCCUAGCAGCUGCGCCCCCGAGCCCACCACCGCCACGUCUCCUCCACCAGCCAAAAAACCAGCCCUUUCUGCCAAGAAGGCCAGCACCCUGCGGAGGGCAACCGGCAAUGACCUCCGUCCGCCUCCCCUCUCUCCAUCCUCCGACCUCACCUACCCCAGGAAACCCGCUCACCCCGUCGUCACCUCCACCUGGCCUGUCAGUGCAACCAGGGCUGUUUCACCUGCUCCCAGACCAUCCAGCCAUCUGAAGCCCCAUCCCGGCCCCUGCACCUCGUCACUGUCCAGUAGCUCCCAGCCUUUUGGGACAUCAGACCCUCGGAGCUGCUCGUCCGCCUCUGCUCCCCUGCCUCAGGUCAACGGGGGCAUCAGAGCCCCUCCACACCAGCUGCUAGAGGCCAGCGAGCCACCCCAGAUCCUCCGUAAGAAGAGGAAGAAGAGCCCUGUGGGGGAGACCCGGGGCUUGGAGGCCAGCACAGCCACUGCAGCCCCUCCUGGAAAGAGGAGGAGGAGGAAGAGGAGGCAGACAGGGGACACAGAUGCCUCCUCCCGGCAGGAGGGGAAGGUGCAGAGGCAGCCCUGGGGUCCUGAGUGCAGGAUGGAGAGCCGGGUAGGGCUGCCCAUGGACAGACUGGAGGAAGGGAGUGGACAGCAGCAAGAGAACAGCCAGCGCCUGGGGAACGGGUGGCUUGAGGGAUGUGUGACCGAUGGCCACCCCGUGAGCAACAGAAAGAAGAGGAGGAGGGGAGCGGAGAGCCUUGGUGGAGAAGACUGCCUCCCCCAGGACCCACCUUGGCUUGGGAGCGGCUCUCCCUCAGACACCGUCCAGCCAGAGACCCCUGUGGCAUCACCCAGGAAAAAGAAAAGAAAAAACGGAAGCAGGAGUUGUGGCAGGAAGUAGAUGAGAACGCCUGAGGGUCGAAGGGGCUCUGCCUGCCCCACUCCUGGGGACCCCAUAGGGCUGGGACGGGCUCCUCCUGUAUCCUGGGACAGAGAGAGAAUAUCCGACGUGGUCCAGGAACUGCUCAAGUACUCAUCUGAUAAGGCCUACGGCAGAAGAGUUCUGACGUGGGACGGCGAGGUGUCGGCGGUCAGUCAGGACGCCAUGCAGGACAGCCGGCUGGCCCGCACAGCCACUGUCAUUGACAACUGGGACGAAGAGUUCGAUCGAGGGAAGGAAAAGAAAGUGAAAAAAUUCAAGAGAGAGAAGAAAAGAAGCUUCAACGCCUUCCAGAAACUUCAGAGUAGACGGAACUUCUGGUCUGUGACUCAUCCAGCUAAGGCCACCAGCCUCAGCUAUCGCCGCUGACUUUGCUGCUGUCGAUAGCCUCUGGAGACGAGGCGUCCCUUCCUGGAGUCUGUCCGUCUGAACCGUACAGCCGCUUGCCAGGGACUUGCUGGCCCCUACCGUAGGAGGAUGGCCUGUGGCAGCCCUGGACUUGUUCGGACCAGGACCUCUGGUGACAACACACACUGACAGACCCCACAGCGACGUGUGGAGCAGGCGGCAGCGGCAUGGCGACCAGGAACCCGGGACAGGGCUGAGCGUCCCCGGAUCCUGGCCAGCGGCAUCUGGUCUGGGGCCAUGGUGGCAGAGAGCUCGGAGGACAGUGGCCAUGCCUUCCCAGGGCGCCCUCCAGUCCGCAGAGGACAGCGAGCGGUUGCUUCCUCUUCUCAGCGGGCCGUCCAUCACCCUCCCCGGCGGCUGGUGCUGCAGUCCGUCCUGGCCUCCCCGCUUCCCUUGUCUCUAUGCCUUACUGCCCACCCUCAGAAGCCGGAGCCCGCGGCCGGCCCCACGCUGCUGCCUCUCCCUCACAAGAAACUCCAGACCGUCUCUGGGAGGCAGGUGGCGGGGGCGGAGAUGGGCUGACGCACCUGCUUUCCGGGCUGCUCUUGACUGCGAUGGCUUUGCCAGACCCCCCCUUGCAGCUGCAGUGACCCGCGGGUCCUUGUCGAGGUGGUGGUCUGGGAGUAGAAUCCUCCUUUUAUUUUCCUACUUGAGAUAAAACCUUUAUUUUUGAUCAGGCCUGUGGUUUCCAUUAGCAGUAUGUCUCCUUCCCCUAAUGUGCAGAUCCUGGCUUCGUUUGCUCCAUUUUAUGAGUGCUUUCGAAUUUAGAUGAUUGUCUAACCUGAGGAGAUCACGGUUGCUUUUCUGUCUCGCUCAAGCUGUGCCUGCGAAUUUGUCAUUGAAUAAAUACGGGAACUCUCAGUGAGGGUGAUGCUUUCCAGAAAAAAGAGGGGAGUCCCAGUGGCAGAAGGUGGAGAAGUAAACCCCUCCCCGGGUGUCUGGAGAUGCACCGUGUCCGGCCUUGCCGUGUCCUUCGAGCGGUCCUCCUGGCCUGAGGCCGAUGCCCCUGUCUGGCCCCGACUUUCUUCCUCGCGGAGCCUUGCCCUUCGCUUCACCACUUGUUCUGGGCCUGGGGGGAUCUUGGUGGUAUCGAAAAAGCGUUAUUUUUUUACAUGGGAGAUACAUCACUUUUUUCACGUGGGGGUUUCUCUUCGUUUUUCCUUCCUGUUUUUGUAUUUCUCUUUUAAAAGGUAGGGGCAGUAAUACCAGCGGCCUGAGCUGGGGCUGCCCUGGUCCCGGCGGGUGAGCAGGGCUUUGCGCGGACCCACCCUGCAUAUCAGCUGCACCUUGUUCAAAGCUGAGGGGUCUGCCCCAGUGCUCUGUGGCUUUGUCCUCUGUCACCUUGGGAGGGGAGGCAGGUGCCUCUACAGGCAGGGCUUUUCCCCCUCUUGUGAGAUUGACAUUCAUUCCUCUACGACUUACAUCCACAGCCACGUUUUCGUCAUGUUCGGCGGUGGAAAAAGAAAAAUUCAGUCCUUUGCUAGCGCGGAGUUUAUCUCCUUUCUCUCCCUCUGCUCCUCCAGAUCAGCCUCUUCCUUUCACUGCUCCGUGAUGGUAGAUCCUUUUCCCAAAAGAAACGUACUGCUUUCUCCUGGGCAGUGAUGAGCACAGGCCUGGCCCCGCAGCGUUCCUCAGUGCCGGGCAGAGUCGAGUCCUUCCCUCCAGGGAAGGGGCAUCAGCCAAACCAGGAGCAAGAGGACAGGCCCAGAGAAUUAGUCCAAACCCUAGGUGUACAUAUAUAAGUAACUGAAGCUUUUGUAAUAGCGGUCACCGGGUUGACUUAGAAUAUCGGUUUAAUUUAAGUUUGUGUUGGGGUCACUUCUUCCGGUGGUCCUGGGUCCUCUUGCUCCCUGCCUCUAGGCUGGGGUCCUGGUCCCACCUCUGCUCCGUAUGUGCAGAGAGCCCCUGGCCCACGACCUGCAGCCCCGCUCCAGGGGUCCAGGGGCCCCAGAUGUUGCCAAGAUCUUGGUGCAAUAAAAUAAUUUUUGUGA